AGUUUCACUCUUCGCUUCGCGUCGUCCGUCUGUUCCUUUCUCUUCAAUAGCACACUAAGCUCUCGAGCCACGAGCGAGAGAGACAUUCUACGAGCAGCAACAGAAGCCGUGAAGUCGCCGCGCCGCGUCUUUUCUUAGCAGUUGAAAAAUCGCCGCCACCGCGCGCGACCUACAAUAAUAUACUUAGUGCCCGCUUACACGAGCGAGUCUCCAGCUCUGGAAGCUGCGCAACGCCAUAGCAGCAUCAUCACGCAGACUGCAGGUAGCGACGACUAAGUUGCAGCAGCAGCAGCAGCAGCCGCCGAGAGGAUGGAAGAGGAGACGGAAAUGAGCGUCUCGCGGAUGAACCGCGUCUACUACGCGGCCAGGGACGGCAUGGCCAUCACCCUCUACGCCAUGCUCAACGACAACGAGCCCGAGUACAGCAACAAACUCAUCAGCCAGAAAGUACUACAAGAAGAUGGCCAAUGUUGUUCACCUUUCAUCGUAGCUGCAAGAUUUGGUCAUAACAAAGUUGUCAAAAUGCUUCUAGAUAAAUUUACGCUAGACAUAGAACAAGAAGGAAGAGUGAAAUUCGAUGGGUACAUCAUUGAAGGUGCUAGUGCUCUUUGGUGUGCUGCAGGUGUAGGGCACUUGAAUGUUGUCAAAACACUUGUUAAAGCUGGUGCAAAUGUAAAUCAUCCCACAAAAACAAAUUCCACUCCUGUGAGAGCUGCUUGCUUUGAUGGAAGACUGGACAUAGUAAAAUAUUUGACAGAUCAUUCUGCAAAUAUUCAUAUUGCCAAUAAGCACAACAAUACUUGUUUAAUGAUCGCUGCUUAUAAAGGUCAUCUUGAUAUUGUAAGCUUUUUGCUAGAGAAUGGAGCAGAUCCCAAUGAACAAGCUCAGUAUGGGGAAACAGCACUGCACUUUGCUGCUGAAUGUGGUCAUUGUACUAUAGUCAAAGAGUUGCUGAAACACGGUUCAAAAAUGACAAAGAAUGCAAAAAAUAUGAGUCCAUUAAUUUCGGCGGCAGAAAGAGCAAGGGCAGAUGUUGUAGAUUGUCUUAUUGAGCAUGAAGAUGUAAGUAAAGAAGAUAUGAUUGAAGCUUAUGAACUUCUCGGCGCUUCGUUUGCAAAUGAUAAAGACCAUUACUGCCUUCAAAAAGCAUAUACUUAUUUACACAAAGCCAUGGCCUUAAGGUAUAGUGAUCCAAAUAAUAUCAUUAAAAAAGUUCCUGGAGAACCAAUAGCGGCGUACGAAAAUUGGCGAGAGGCAGAGACUGUACAAAGACUAGAAAUUAUAAAAAAUAAUCAUAAUGCCAUUCACAUGGAGUCCCUUACCAUAAGAGAAAGAAUUUUAGGGAGACAAAAUCCAGACGUGCCACAACCCGUAAUUUAUAGAGGAGCUGUUUUUGCAGAUAACGCAAGAUUUGAUAGAUGCAUAGACUUGUGGCUGCAUGCCUUGAAUCUUAGACAAAUGAAUAAUAUGUCUAUUUCUAAGGAUCUACUACGUUUCGCUCAAGUAUUUUCUCAGAUGAUUCACGUUGGAGUGGAACUGAAAUUCCUGCAAGUAUUAAAUGUUUUAGAAGCGAGCGUCGUCGAAUUAGGAAGAAAUAAGAAAAAAUUGAUUGAGCCAGAGCCUAAAGAAGAUAGCGACCAAUCAAUUUCUGAAGAAAUAGAAUCAAAUAUAACCAUUACUCUUUAUAUAUUGACGAUAUUAACAAAAUUAAUGACGUUGAACGAAAAGGGCUAUGACGAAACCGAUAUCAAGAGAGCUCAUCACUUGGUACAUAAAUUAUGUGCUCUUCAGAUCUUGUGGAGGCUGGUGCCCACAUGGAUACUGUCAAUAGUCAAGGAAAAACCCCCUUUGAUGCAGCAACUACUGGUGUUGCCGAAAUUAUUCUUCGAACGCAAACCAAAUUGUCUUUGAAGUGCAUGGCAGCUAAAGCUGUGAAAGCGUAUAAUCUUUUGUACUGUGGUAAUGUCCCACGUUCUCUAGAAAGCUUUAUCGAGUUACAUGGACCUGGAUUAAAUCAAGGGUGACAUUACCUUCCCUUAAAAUUCGAAAGAAAACUUUCUUAAAUGUUCCUCGUUAAAGAAAAUUGUACUGAUGCCAAAAAAAAGAUUGUAGAUAGACUUUUUUGUAAUUGAUUAAAUUAAAAAUCUAUUUAUAUUACUUAUUACUAUGAUAAUGUAUAAAGAUUUAAGUUUUUUUUCUAACUAUAAAAGAUGUAAAAAGUGUUACAAAAUAAAGAUUUUAUUACCAUUUCGAAAACUUUGCGAUAAAA
Messenger RNA from Nasonia vitripennis (jewel wasp), 2269 nucleotides. RefSeq names its product feminization 1-like (gene Fem-1). The coding region runs from base 310 to 1911 and encodes 533 amino acids. Lineage: Eukaryota; Metazoa; Arthropoda; Insecta; Hymenoptera; Pteromalidae. Gene Ontology annotation, molecular function: protein binding. The record is from RefSeq and is a predicted model, not a curated record. The transcript is spliced from 10 exons.